CAAGUAACUAGGUAGUUUGUUUAAUUGAAUUCCAAAUGAACGUUCCACACAGUUAUUCUCAAGACGAAAAGAAAAUCAUCUUCAGUAGUCACCUGUUACCCAUCCAAUCCCGUGACAAAGGAAAAUGCAGGGAGUAAAUUUUCAAACAUUUCAGGAUAAUUUAGCUAUUUGAAAGAAGUAGAGAGAGAUUUUAUCAAGCCUCCGGAAGCCAUGAACAUUAGUUUUCCAGGAACACUCCCAAAUUCUGUAAAACAGCCGCACUUGUUCUGCACAAAUGCCCCCCGCUGCCAUCGCAAUCGGAUCAACAAAGUUCAUGUCACCGCCUGUUCUAAAUUUGAAGGGAACAGUGCAGAUAUUCUUCAGGCUCCAUUUCUAUCUUCAGAUAAAGGAUUGUCAACAAAUAAUGAUAUCAUGAAACUUUUUAAUGAUGCACAACAAAAUAUCUUAUACUUGAACAAACAACGGCUUGUUGCUAUGGAGGAACUCAAAAGAGUUCGCAGAGAAAAAGAACUAUUGCUUGCUAGGUUGGGGCAGCUUGAGGCAGAAUCACAGUCAAGUACUGCUGAGUGUGAAUUCCUAAAACAAAAGUUCAGUUUGAUGGAGACAGCGGCAAUGGCAGGAGGUGCAUGGAACCUUGCAAACAAGGAUAAAUCCAAGGUUAAGGGAGAUCCUCCAUCAAUUUUCAGUGAGAUGCUUCUAAGAAUUGAUUUGAUGGUCUUGUCGGGUGCUAUAAGUACAGCACAGGCAUCUGAGAUGAGAAGUUUGGUUACAAACAAGGACCCUAUUCUAGCAGAAACUUUUUAUAAUCUUAAGCACAUGAGUGAGAAGGAGCUUCUUGUGGGCCUUCUUCCUCUUUUGGACCGAAAGAGACGGCAGGCAUUACACAUAGUACAAAUAUGUACUGAAAUGGCACCACUCACUGAUGCUGGAGCUGUAGCAUCACAUGUAACAGACUUGUGCCGUGCAUUGCGGAGAAGAAACUAUCUGGUAGAAGUUGUUUUGCCCAAGUAUGAAUGCAUGGAUUUGAGUCACGUACAGGGUCUUAAAGAAGCCUCAACUGAAUUUAAUGCCUACUUCGGGGGGAAGUGGCACAGAAAUAAGAUCUGGACAGGGACUGUUUAUGGCAUUGCAGUGACAUUCAUUGAACCUUUUCAUCUGGGUGGGUUUUUCACUCGAGAGAACCUUUAUGGAUACAAUGAUGAUUUUGAAAGGUUUACAUAUUUUUGCCGUGCAUCACUGGAAUAUCUUGUGAAAUCUGGAAAGCAGCCUGAUAUCUUACAUCUGCACAACUGGCAUACUGCUUCUGUGGCACCACUAUUUUGGGACAUUUUUGUUCAUCAGGGUCUAGGAAGUACCCGGAUAUUAUUCACCUGCCAUGAUUUCAAAUAUCAGUGUGUGGAGGAACCCAGAAAGCUUGGACUUUGUGGUUUGGAUCCCGAGCGACUGCAUCGACGAGAUCGAUUGCAAGAUAAUCUUCAGCCUAGACUUGUUAAUCUGUUAAAGGGUGGAAUUGUCUACUCCAACAAAGUAGUGAUGAUAUCUACUCCGUUUGCAAACAGCAUAAUGGAGAACAAGGGUAGUUAUGGACUGGAGUCCACACUAAUGAUUCACAAAGAUAAGAUUAUUAGUGUACCAUAUGGUUUAGAUGAUACCAUAUGGAAUCCUGCAAUGGACAAAUAUCUUCCUGCAAAGUUCUCAGCUGAAGAUUUAAGUGGAAAAGGUAAAUGCAGAACAGCAUUAAGGCGAUGUGUAGGUUUAUAUGAAGCUCAAGCAGUCACUGCCAUUGUUGGAUGUGUUUGCUUGGAUAUUUCAGAUGCAGAUUUAAUAUUUAUAAAGUCAGCUUUAACAUCUGCAUUUAGAAAUGGAGCUCAGUUUGUGCUCAUGGGUGCAAGCAAAACUCCUCGAAUUCAAGCAAGUCUGGAAAAACUACAAAAAGAUUUCAAGCUACUGGUUCGCUUGCAGGAGAAUUGCAGAGUAAUUGCCAAGCAUGAUGAAGCCUUGCUACAUCUAGUGGUGGCUGGGUCUGAUAUUCUUUUAUGUUCAUCAUUUCAUGACCCACAAAAUCAAAUAAUGCUUAAAGCGUUGAAAUAUGGUGCCCUCCCUAUAUUAAGAAGUGGAAAUGAAGAAAAUGGAAUAUGGAAUAAAGAGACUGAGAGUUUUAUGUUGCGCUUCAAUCCUGAUGUGGCAGUAUCCUUGACUGAAGCAAUUAAUCACAUGAAGGACGAUCCUGUAGGUUGGGCGAACAUGGUAAAGAGGGGAAUGAUGAAAGACUUCUCGUGGGAUGCUGAAUGCGCUGAGAGAUACGGUGAUGCAUAUUGGUCCAUACAUGAAUUGUAAUAAGAUGUACUGAUUUUUAAGAUUGGAUUAUACCUUGUUAGUUGUGUUGCCUUACCACCCCAAUCACAAUAAACUUGUACAGAGACUGCCUGUGUGCAGCUAGGAGGUAUAUCUCUGCAUGAAGAAAAAAUAUGCAGAACAUGUUUAUAAAAAUAGCUAAAAGUGGGGCUCUCUCCAAAGCUCCUUCGUGUACGACAUUAACUACACAACAAUGUAUAAUGGUAGAGAUCAGAGGAUGGUUUUGUUACAUAAUUUUUUAUCUACAACUCAGUGAUCUUAUAUCAAACGUUGUCAUUCAUUUUACCCAGUUAUUGAAUGCGGCCUGUAUUAUGAUGUGUUUAACAUCCAACAUGCAAUCAAAUAAUGGUUUUCUUUUCUUACAAAA
Messenger RNA from Cryptomeria japonica (Japanese cedar), 2722 nucleotides. Its product is annotated as probable starch synthase 4, chloroplastic/amyloplastic. The transcript has 20 exons. Bases 211 to 2337 code for a protein of 708 amino acids. The record is from RefSeq and is a predicted model, not a curated record. NCBI's taxonomy places the organism in Eukaryota, Viridiplantae, Streptophyta, Pinopsida, Cupressales, Cupressaceae.